This is a messenger RNA of Aphanomyces astaci, 3022 nucleotides long. RefSeq lists its product as hypothetical. Gene Ontology annotation, cellular component: membrane. The transcript is spliced from 9 exons. NCBI's taxonomy places the organism in Eukaryota, Oomycota, Saprolegniomycetes, Saprolegniales, Verrucalvaceae. Gene Ontology annotation, biological process: transmembrane transport; monoatomic ion transport. The record is from RefSeq and is a predicted model, not a curated record. Gene Ontology annotation, molecular function: monoatomic ion channel activity. Bases 54 to 2174 code for a protein of 706 amino acids.
GUCAACUCAGCAGUUCCACGCUUUCAACGCAUCGCACCUCGGACGGACAGGAGAUGAUGGACGGUAGCCGGAGCAGCAGUGGCCAUCACGGUCGUGGACCGCGUGGCAUUCCAGAGGAGGACGACUCGGCCUUGUCGCCCAACACGGUGUCGGAGGCGACGCCGCUUCUCCCGCCGCACGUCCAGAUCGAAGUGUCCAAGUCGCUCAAGGAGAACCAGGACAAGUGGAAGCAUCUCAUGGACAUUGACGCGUCCAACAACACGGCGCAGCAGAUGGCCGACGACAUCGACGUCGACAUUGAGGCGCUCAAGUUCUUUGACGACAAGGAGUUCCCGCGCACGCAGCACGACAUGUCGCGGAGCCUGUCGCUGUCGAACAUCAUGUAUUCUCCCUUGAGCCACGACACGAAAACAGCAAGUGUCGACGUGAACAAGUUCAUGGUCGCCGCCGCCUUCAUCGAGGACGGCAUCCACGGCCGCAAGAUCGGGUAUCGCAUCGACGCCCAAGCCCUGCGCAUGGUGCGGUGGUUCCAUUCGACCUGGUACCGGUACCUCUUCAACGUCGUGGGCAUCGGGUGUUGUGCACUGGCCUUUGUUGAAGACGGGCAGGCUCGGCCGCUGGACGUGUGGUCGCUGGUGGAACUGCUCUGUUUGCUGGGGUUUUCCAUGGACGUAUACUACCGCUACGCCAUGAGCUCUGACAAGACCAAGGCGCAGUUUCGACAACGCGAACCGUGGGCGACCUUGCGGUUUGUGCUGCUCGUCGUGACGUUUGCCGAGAUGGGGUUGUGUGCGGCGGGAGUGUCGAUUGUCCAGCCCCGAUACACUCGCAUCUUUCGGCCGUUCAUGGUCAUCGCUCGUCGCCGCAAUAUUCGCGUGGUGUUUGCCAGCUUUCUGCGCGCGCUCAAGGAUGUGGCGGUGGUGCUGGCGCUGACGUUGUGUGUGGUUCUGUUCUUUGGGCUCAUGGGCUUUCUCCUGUUCGCCGACUCGAGCGUGAUUCUGAACGUGCCGUACUUUGCCACAUUGGGUGACUCGCUGUACAAUAUGCUCUUGAUCCAGUCGUGUUUGCCGGUUAUGAUGGCGGUGAUGCUGCCGUACUACGUUCAAUCCCAGUGGAGCGCGUUGUACUUUGUCGUGUUUGUGCUGUUUACCAACUUUUUUCUUGUCAAACUUACGAUCGCCGUGUCAUAUCGUCGAUACAAGCGAAACACGGAAAAAAUGCUUUAUAAACGCCUCCAAAAGCGUAAAAUUGCACUGAGCAAGGCAUUUGAGCUGCUGUCGGACGACCCAUUGGAUGAAGACACCCCUCGUACGAUUACGCUCGACGCGUGGCUAAACGUGUGUCGGUUUUUGAAGCCAAAAUGGACUUCCGAAGAGGCGGAAGUCGUGUUUUAUUCGAGCGACGUGCAACAGACGAAUGCUGUGGACUUCACCGCGUUCAUUCAGUUGAGUUCUGUGCUUGUAAAUGCCUCCGUGAGUCGUCGGCACCGCCGCCCGUCGUUGUUUAUUCAAGACAUGAAAAAGUGGCAAACCCGAACGCGCAACUUCCUUCUCGCCCAAACCACAGUAUGGGGGUACCCUGUGAUCUACAUGGAGGUAUUUGUGGGCUUUUUGAUCUGCUUGUCCGUGGUGCAAGCGACCCAAGUGAAUAAUUACGCACUUACAAACUCGCUCAAUCAUACGUGGCGCCUCGUGGGGGUCGGGCUUCUCUCGCUUUUUACCGUUGAAAUCUUGCUCAAGUUGUUUGCGUUUGGGUCCACCGAAUUCUUCAACCGGCCGUUCUGCCAGUUUGAUAUUGUCGUGGCGGUCGUGGGCUGGCUCUUUUAUGCCAUGACUAGCCUUGUGCCAGCGUUCCCCGUGGUAUUUUACGACUUGGCGCUGGCUGUGCGGUCCCUUCGGGUGUUGAAAUUGCUCAACUUGUUUCCUCCGUUUCACAGUAUCUUGUGGACCAUGAACCGCAUCAUCCCAUUGAUUGGGCAACUGUUUUUGGUGAUUCUCAGCGUGGUCUACGUGUUUGCCAUCUUGGCGCAAGCGAAUUAUGGCCAAGUGCUGGCGACGUUUCCCGACUCGUUGAAAGCAAAUGCGUCGGCGUGGUACAUCCACAAGGAAGAGUUUCAGCUCGAUACGUUUGAAAAGUACGUUUAUUUCAAAUAUAUAUUAAUAUAUAUACUGUAAACACGGUGGAUAUUUGUAUUAGCUGCCUCGUGACGUUAUUUGAAGAAGCCACGUUGGCAGGGUGGAACAGCAUCAUGGACGCCCUCUUCGUCGUAACCCAAAGCCCCCACACGCUCAUGUUUUUCUUUACAUAUCGGAUCACAAUCAGCAACAUAUUGCUACCAAUUUUCGUGGGUUUUCUUGUCGAAAGCUUCAGUUCCAACCAGAAACCAGCGGAAUCGUACGUUGUUAUGUCCCUAUCAAGUACUUAGUCUAGUACUUCAAGUGCAUUCGAAUGCUCUUUGUUCCAGGACAUAUCUUGUGUGAAUUAUGAUGAAAAAAUCAUCGAAAAUCGGCAAAUUUUGUCGGAAAUCGUCGAAAAAUACCCAAAAAUCGUCGAAAAAAGAAAAAAAAUGUUCUGAAUGGAAUGGUUGAAUUGUAGGGAAGAAUUGGCCAGCACAGAGACGUUGAAGGUGCUGCCAGCGUCGACGGAUGCCCCCCCAACCGUCCAAAAGCGAGUCAAGUACAAGAUGAGCUUCCAGCGACGGACGUCGGACGUCCAGAGCGCCAUGUUUGACUUCUCCAGCAAGAAAAUCCAGCAAGAUCAAUUUGAACGCAAGGUGAAGGAGCUGAAUUUGAUCGUACUGGCGAAAAACGAACAGCUCGCGGCGUUACGGGCGCAGGUGGACGAGCUGAUGCAAGCCCAAGCCACGGCACAUGUACCGACUAGUUAGUACUAGUAGCUACUAGUAGUUAGUUGGUUGAGAGGCCAAGGUUGCACAAUUAAAUUUUGAAGUUGAGUACUUCACACAGGGCGACCAUUGAUGUGCCGAUUUUUAUACUUGAGUUAUGUAUUGACAACGAAAGGU